AUGCAGGCCAUGUUGCGGCUGGCGCCACAUCCGCACGUCUUGGCCAUCGACUGCGCCGUGCUCGACGAGAUUGAGCGCAAGCGCGUGGCCGGCUUCACGAUGUGCUUGAUGCAGGCCGUCGACGACCUGAACCUCAAGUUCGGCGUUUUGCACGAAAACUUUCGCUCCCGCAAGUUCCUAACAUAUUUGGAUAUUGAAUUGGUCGACGAGGCCGACAUGGUCAGGCAAGACAAGUGGAUCAAGCACCCGGAAGUGGAGCUCGACCACGACAUUGAAGUUUUCUAUCAAGAGAUGAUGCGGCGGGUGAGGAGGCGGCGGCCAGAUGGUACUCAGGCCCUGGGAGCGUCCUAUGUCCGUGCUAGCCGAUCAUGCGAGGAUCUUGCUUGCCACAGGUAG
Molecule: messenger RNA, 396 nt
Organism: Lasiosphaeria miniovina
Lineage: Eukaryota; Fungi; Ascomycota; Sordariomycetes; Sordariales; Lasiosphaeriaceae
Exons: 3
Coding region: 1-396 (131 amino acids)
Source: RefSeq, a predicted model, not a curated record